Messenger RNA from Procambarus clarkii (red swamp crayfish), 1410 nucleotides. NCBI's taxonomy places the organism in Eukaryota, Metazoa, Arthropoda, Malacostraca, Decapoda, Cambaridae. The record is from RefSeq and is a predicted model, not a curated record.
AUGAUUUUUCCACACAGCGACCAUGACAAGGAGGACUACUACUGCGUCCAUGACAAGGAGGACUACUACAGCGACCAUGACAAGGAGGACUACUACAGCGACCAUGACAAGGAGGACUACUACUGCGACCAUGACAAGGAGGACUACUACAGCGACCAUGACAAGGAGGACUACUACUGCGACCAUGACAAGGAGGACUACUACUGCGACCAUGACAAGGAGGACUACUACAGCGACCAUGACAAGGAGGACUACUACUGCGACCAUGACAAGGAGGACUACUACAGCGACCAUGACAAGGAGGACUACUACUGCGACCAUGACAAGGAGGACUACUACUGCGACCAUGACAAGGAGGACUACUACAGCGACCAUGACAAGGAGGACUACUACUGCGACCAUGACAAGGAGGACUACUACUGCGACCAUGACAAGGAGGACUACUACUGCGACCAUGACAAGGAGGACUACUACUGCGACCAUGACAAGGAGGACUACUACUGCGACCAUGACAAGGAGGACUACUACAGCGACCAUGACAACGAGGACUACUACAGCGACCAUGACAAGGAGGACUACUACUGCGUCCAUGACAAGGAGGACUACUACUGCGACCAUGACAAGGAGGACUACUACUGCGUCCAUGACAAGGAGGACUACUACUGCGACCAUGACAAGAAGGACUACUACUGCGACCAUGACAACGAGGACUACUACAGCGACCAUGACAAGGAGGACUACUACUGCGACCAUGACAAGGAGGACUACUACUGCGACCAUGACAAGGAGGACUACUACUGCGACCAUGACAAGGAGGACUACUACUGCGACCAUGACAAGGAGGACUACUACUGCGACCAUGACAAGGAGGACUACUACUGCGACCAUGACAAGGAGGACUACUACUGCGACCAUGACAAGGAGGACUACUACUGCGACCAUGACAAGGAGGACUACUACAGCGACCAUGACAUGAGGACUACUACAGCGACCAUGACAAGGAGGACUACUACUGCGACCAUGACAAGGAGGACUACUACUGCGACCAUGACAAGAAGGACUACUACUAGCGACCAUGACAAGGAGGACUACUACUGCGACCAUGACAAGGAGGACUACUACUGCGACCAUGACAAGGAGGACUACUACUGCGACCAUGACAAGGAGGACUACUACUGCGACCAUGACAAGGAGGACUACUACUGCGACCAUGACAAGGAGGACUACUACUGCGACCAUGACUACUACUGCGACCAUGACAAGAAGGACUACUACAGCGACCAUGACAAGGAGGACUACUACUGCGACCAUGACAAGGAGGACUACUACUGCGACCAUGACAAGGAGGACUACUACUGCGACCAUGACAAGAAGGACUACUACUCAAAGGGCAAGAGUCAAGACACUUAA